CCCCUCUGGCUCUGACAUCUAGAGCCCUUCCCCUGGACCACGACGGUGUCUUUUACUUCAUUUACCCCUUGAUCCAGCCCCUCCACCGCGUCACCUCCCGUGAGCUUCAGACCCCUGGUUUGGUGGUGGCUGACUGGGUCGUCGAGUGAUGGGCUUGGGUGGUUGCCUCUCGGUUCUUCCGAGGCCCCUGUGGCUGGAAGGGGCUCCUCGGUGUCGCGUUGUCCACCCUGGUUCACAGCUGAGUCUUGCUUGAGCUGCCCAGCGGGCUCGUCCCCAGUAAAGGCCGUCCUGCCAUCCCUGGUGAUCCUUCUGAAUGUUUACCAUCACUCAGUGUCAGAAUGUUCUGGUUUAAACCUCCUCAUUUAAGCUGCAUCUCGCUCUGGUCUGAAGAGAUGCACGCUGCUCACUCUCAGCUGUUUGGGGCAGGAUCUGCGCCAUCUUACUCUGAAUCUUCUCUUUCCCAAGGAGACACAGCCUAGCUCACUGGGCUUUUCCUUCCCUCUCAUUUGCUUUUCUUCUUUCCGCAUGUUUCUCCUCUGACUUCUUCACGUGUCUUUUCUUUGAGAGCCCUGGAUUUGACCUCAUCUGCAGGAGAAUGAACGGGGUGGGGAAGGGAGUCGAGGACUGUGCUGAGGUGUGCGGUCUGAGCAUCUGGGUGAACAGGAGUCCUGUGUACUGAGCUCGAGUUGACUGUAGGCCGAGCAGGUGAGGGGAAGCCUGCGAGGGAGUCGUGAGCCGAGAGGGGCUGGCGGUGCUCAGCCGGUGAAGGUGGCCCUGGUCAGGGAGAGGGUGUGGGAGGAGAGACGAGGCCUGGAGACGAGGAAGCCCAGGAAACACCAUUAAGGGGCGGGCAGAGGAAGAGGGACUAGAACAGAGACUGAAAAGGAGUCGCAGGUGACAGGAAAGCUGAGGAGAUGUGCUGUCCCGUAGCUGCGGGUAGCAGCAUUCCAGGUGGGGGGCGUGGGCAGGUGCUGUAGUGCGGAGAAGCGCGCUGAGGCGGGGCACCGGGGGUCCCUGGGGCCUCAGUGGGAGCACUUCAGGGAGCAGCAGGGGCCGCAGCCAGAGAGGAGUGGGCUUCGAGGGGAGGGGGCGCUGGGGGCCUGCGUCACUGGCAUCAGGAGCUGCCCCGUACCACGUGCUCUGACAGAGGCUCGGGAAGCCUCGGGCCGCGUCGCUCCCCGCUACCGAGCGACGUUGCCUGUUUGUGAGGCCCUGCGGGUGCCAGGCACGGCCCGGGUGCCCAGAACACAGAGACUGGCCUCCGCACCCCCGUGGCCUGUGCUGACAGCGCCAGCAUCCGCAGCUCUUCCCGGGAAGCCUGCCUGACGUCUUGGUGAGGUCCCUCCCGCCGCGGUCCCCCAGCCCUGCAGCGCCACUGCAGCGCCCCUGCACGCCCUGCACCUCGGCUCUUGUCUUCCCUGCCGUGUGUGGGGGGACAUUUUAUUCUCAUCUGCCCCCCGCCAGCCUGGGGGCCACGUGCACACAGGGGCCUGGCCUACCUUCUACUGUAUCCAUCGCACAGGAAGACUGCCAGUGCCUACUAGGCUCUGGGUAAACAUUGAAGGAAAAAAGAGAUGUGAGUUAACGUGGCAAAGAAGAUGGACACAGAAACCACUCCUGUGCAGAGGGCUGGGGGCUCCGGUCGAGGGCUGCUCCGUUGGGUCUGGAGGAGUGAAUGUCAGGCUUCACCCAGGAGGUGGCGUCUGGAGAGUUUUGUCCUGGGAUUGAUUUCAUAUGGUUACUACGCCUUACAUCCUCUGCUCUCUUCUCUCCCCUCCGGCCUCACUGUCCCGUCAGUGGGCCCCGAAGUGAGUAGGCAGCUGGCUGAGAGCCAUUCUCUUCAUCUUGCCUUAGAUCUUGUCUUGUCUUCUGUCACCUUGCCAGAGGACAGUCUGGGCCUGUCUUCUCAUUGCCCCAAGCUCCCAGGCGCGUCAGAAGUCGGAAAAGUCAAAAAGCCCCACAAGAAACACACACUCUCAGGAUCCACGGGGCAAGAGCCCCCUGUGUGUGCUGACUCCUCCGUGAUCAGAACCAAGACCCCACCUGCCACGCUGGCUUCUCCUGGCUCCAAGUUCAACACCGGAGCUCUCAACACCCCUUCUGAACUUGGCCGGGGCGCCAGGGAGCACCUGCCAGAGGCUGAGGCCAGACUUGAGUUUGUACGCGAAGGGGAGGAGGCUGCAGUGGCCCCGGGAGAAUCAGAAGCCCCGGCUCCCAAAGGAGGAGUGGGAGGGACCUAUCCCUGCAGGGGAAGAGACCAGCCCGCGCCUCGGCAGCAGCCUGCGGGUCCCAGCACCUGACCAGGCUUUCCUGGAGGAGCAGGAGGAAGGCCUCCUGGGGCUGCGUGUCCGCAGUGAGAAGAGAGCAGCCAGCCCUGGAGAGGCCUGGUCUUGGCCUGGCUGCCCCCUGUGCAAAUUGCCACCCCAGUGCUGGGCAGGAUAAGCCAGAGGGAGACUCCGGACACUGUGGCCUCCAGUCCGUGCUGGGGCAGGAGCCCCCGGUGCAGCCUGAGAAGAACGUGUCCAAGUGGAAGGCGAGAGGAGGGGGAGCUGGCAGGAAGGAAGUCGAGGGACCCAGAGCUCAGCUGCAGUCCGGUCGCCUCUGACUUGCUGCUGCUCCAGGCAGCCAGCCCGGACAGGCUGGAGGCAGGCCAGCCUGGCGAGGAUGAAGUGGCGAGGCCAGCCGACAUCCUCAUAGCCGAUCUGGCCGGAGAGGCGCGCCACCUCAAGACACGGAAGAAGAGGCGCUUGCUUCCUGGGGAGGACUGCGCAGGCCAAGACCAAGGGCUGGGCUCCCGGGCACUCCCUGGGCCCCCUGGACACCCUGGGUCAGAGACCGUGCCUGACGUGAGACGCUCCUUUACCAUCAACUGCAGGAAUGUCUGCCGUGUCACGUGCACUCUGUGCCGCCCAGCAUCAGACAGGGCAGAGUUAAGGGGCGGUCCCAGCCUUCAGCUCUGGUCUGCCACCUGGCAACUAAGCGCGGGCGGGAGGUGGGGAGGAAGCCAGCUGCAGCCGGCCCUGGGGGGGAGCGGGGAGGGGUGCCCGAAAAGAAGCAGAAGGACCUGCCCACGGGGGCCACCAGCCGUGCCCCGAGGAGCUGCAUUCACCAUGCUGCCGCCAGGUGCCUCACCUCUGGAAGAUGGUGACGGACAGGCGGGCCCGAGCUGGUACAGGCUCGGCCUCCCCCGCCUACUUCCACCCACGGCAGCUGGGGAGGACUGAGGUGGCGUAUGUGCCCCCAGCCAGCUCCGAGCACGGGCCUGGAGCCAGAGCGCUGCCGAGUUGCCCUGCAGCCCGGCGCUGCCCCUCUCCUUUGUCUUGGCCCCGCUCUUCAGGAGGUUUAGGGCCCAGGUGGACCAUCGCUACCGCCUGCCGUCUCCAGCCGCCAUCUCCUGUGAAGCCCUGCCCCUGCUGCACGGGGCGAUGGGCGAGCAGGUGCGUCGGGAUGCAGUGGGCCGAGGGCAGCCGCGUCCACCUCACUGUUUCCGUGGCAGCCCGGGUCGCGGAUGUGGACUACGCGGCUGUCACCGCCCACUGUGGGGUGACGCAGCCGGGUGGCCGGCAGGUGGCGUCAGGCAGCCCGAGGAGGCAGGCCACGCCUGGGUCCGACACCUGCCCCUGGACAGGGCUGCGGAGACGGGCCGCGGGAGCUGCAGGGGCCGCUCAGCCUCUGUGGCUUGGCCACAGCUCUGUGCCUGGGCUUCCUGGUGUCGGGCGGCUGCCCGAGUCUGGAGCAGGCUGUGAGGACGGGGGGCUACACCCACGCCCCUCGCUUCACCCACUGCCUCGACUCCCUGCUGGGAAACUUCUGUGUCACCAACAUAGUGUCCAGAUCAUGCUGGGCACGGCUAGGGCCAUCUGCAGCCACUUCCAAGGCUCUGCGGAAGCCCGGCAGCUCCUCCCAGCUGCAGUGGCAGCGCGGCCUCCCAGCCCACCAGCCCUUCUUGGGGCUCUCGCAUCCCUGGGUGUCCGCCUACCACUUGCUGGAGUGGCUGGAGAAGCGGCAGCUGGGGAAGGCAGGGGCGGCGCUGUCGGCCGUGUUGCGGAGCCUGACGGACAGUCUGGUCAAGCUCCCGCAGCCCUUCUGGAUGGAGGUCCGGGAGGCGAGCGCCGCGCAGGCCGCCUUAAGCCUGGUGCUGCCCCAGCUGUGCUACCUGCACAUCUUCCUGGCGCAGGUUCGGGGGCGCUUUGAGGAGCGGAGCACCGGGGAGAUGGGCGCGGCCGUGCGGCUGGCCGAGGGCCUGGCCCUGCAGCUCUCCACAGACCACCAGCUCCCUGAGCUCUUCCACCGUGAGGAGUUUGUGCUGGCGACCCUGCUGGACCGCUUCAAGGGCAGGAUAGAGGCUGCCCUCCCCGAGGGGGCCAACAUCAACCAUUGGAAGCAAGUUCUCGUGUACGAGGUGAAGGAGCUCGUGGUGUCUGAGUACUCCUGCCGCCCUCCCCUUCCCUGCAGGGCCCCACUGCUGUGCGUGUGGACGCCCCUGAGCCGCGCAGGAGCCAGGAGCCCUGGGGCCGAAGGGAAGGGCCGGGAAGCGCCCGAGCAGAGAAGCGGGACCUCUGGGUCCUUGCUGCUGGGCCAGAGGGAGAGGAGCCUCCUGGAGCAGGUGGAGAGCGGGGGGCUGCUGGUCUCAGAGAGGGGCGGCGCUUCCCUCUCCACGGAGAGCCACCUGGUCAGCAGCAUCCGCAAGAAGUACCUGCGUGAGAACGAGACAGUGGGUGCCCAGGAUGACCCCCUGCUUACUGGCAGAAGCGGCGGGACGUCCGGCCAGACCUGGCGAGACUGGCCACCAUCUAUCCUGCGCCCUGACGGGCGCCUUCUCUGCAAGUGUCUUUGCGUCCCUGGGCGGCCCCGCCAUCGUGGAGCAUGACUCCCCUCUCCCAGGGGAGAUGGCUGAGCGUCUUCUCUUCUUGAAGACCAACCUGGAGCAUCUCCCAAGCUACACCCACGCCCUUUAUCUUCCCCAGCAGGGACCUGGCCGAGGCGCGCAGGCCGCUGCUGCAGGGCAUGUCUGCACAGGCUCCCUGUGAGGAGAGGCCAGCGCGCCUGGGGGAGAGGCUGGGACUGGGGCUGCGCUCCCUUAACGUCUGGACUCUGCAUCCAGUGCAUUUGGGUGGUGAGAUCAGGGCCUGGCCCUGGACCUCUCCCUGUCUCCUUGCCUCCCUUCCUUAAAUUGCACGUGGGUCUCAGACUUCAACGAGAAUCACCUGAGAGCAUCUUAAAGCUGAGGCGUCCUGUCCCUCCCUCGCAGGUUCGGGUGUAGUAGGUCA
Messenger RNA from Orcinus orca (killer whale), 5270 nucleotides. RefSeq names its product Putative protein ZBED10P (gene ZBED10P). The record is from RefSeq and is a predicted model, not a curated record. Gene Ontology annotation, cellular component: nucleus. Lineage: Eukaryota; Metazoa; Chordata; Mammalia; Artiodactyla; Delphinidae.